AUGGAAGCAAUGUCAACUCACCUGCCUAAGCAUCCAGUAACAACCUCUGUGGAACCAUUCAACAGUGUUAAAGUACUAGCAGAAUCUACAGAUCUAAAGUCUGUUCCAUCUGAAUUUUCUUUUGUGAAUGAACCCAUAGGUUCAAACUCUGAUUCAAUCCCCAUCAUUGAUUUCACCCUAUUCACCUCUGGAAAUCCUGAUCAAAUGAGUUUCUGUGCUCAAUUAUUGGCAAAUGCACAAGCAGUAGCUGAGAAAAACAGUAAGAAACCACUACUAGAAGUUGUCAAUAGAAUUGUAGGAAAAGAGGAGGAGUGCAAGAAAAUCAUCAAAGAAGAUUGGAAAGCUCUGACUGGGAUCCUCACUGCUCGAAGCAAGGCUGCUUGUGGAAUUACCAAGAAACCAAAGGAUCCAAUAGUUAACAUUGAUGCAGCAGAUGUGGAUAAUGAAUUGGCAGCCGUGGAGUAUGUUGAGGAUAUCUACAAGUUCUACAAGCUUGCAGAGGAUGAUGCUCGAGUUCGUGAUUACAUGGAUUUGCAGCCGGAAAUCAAUUCUAAAAUGAGAGAGAUCCUUGUAGACUGGUUGGUUGAAGUUCACAAGAAAUUUGAUCUGAUGCCUGAAAGUCUGUACCUCACAAUCAAUAUAGUAGACCGUUUUCUUUCAAUGAGGACUGUUUCAAGAAGGGAACUUCAGCUGGUUGGCAUCAGCUCAAUGCUGAUUGCAUGCAAGUAUGAAGAGAUAUGGGCACCUGAGGUAAGCGAUUUCAUAGCUAUAUCAGACAAUGCUUAUAUCAGAGAACAAGUUCUACUCAUGGAGAAAGCAAUUCUGGGGAAAUUGGAAUGGUAUUUGACAGUUCCAACUCCAUAUGUCUUUCUAGUUCGAUAUGCUAAAGCAUCUGUCCCGGCUGAUCAGGAGAUGGAGAGCAUGGCAUUUUUCUUUGCUGAACUUGGUUUGAUGAACUACUCAACCAUCAUCCAGUAUUGCCCCUCAAAGCUUGCUGCAGCUGCAGUCUAUGCAGCCCGAUGCACUCUUAACAAGACUCCCCUUUGGAAUGAAACUCUUAACCACCAUACAGGCUACAGCGAAGAUCAGCUGAUGGAGUGCGCAAAACUCUUGGUCCAAUUCCACUCUGGGGCAGCAGAAAAUAAGCUCAAGGCAGUUUCACGAAAAUAUUCAAAUCCUGAUAGGGCUGCUGUUGCUCUUUUUCCACCAGCAAGAAAUCUAAUUCUAGCUUGA
Fraxinus pennsylvanica is the source of this 1233-nucleotide messenger RNA. The record is from the annotation of a GenBank genome assembly. Lineage: Eukaryota; Viridiplantae; Streptophyta; Magnoliopsida; Lamiales; Oleaceae.